GCCGUGCGCCUGGGCGGCCCCGCGCUCGCGCCCCACCUGGACGACGCGGUGCGCGUGCUGCGCUGCACGCUGCUCGACCCGUUCGCCGCCGUGCGCCGCGAGAGCUGCGAGUGCGCCGCGGGCCUGGCGCGCGCUACGCCAGACCACUUCCACAUGCAGUCGGAGUCCUUGAUCGGCCCCCUGAUGCAGAGCAUCUCCCACCAGCACUGGAAGGUGCGGGUGGCUGUCAUUGAGGCCACGGGCACCGUGAUCCAGUUCGGCACCGGCAAGUCGGUAGAUGAUGUGCUUCCUCACUUUGCUCAGAGGCUCUUCGAUGAUGUCCCCCAGGUGCGGCAGGCGGUGGCUUGCGUGGUGGGGGGCUGGCUGCUGGCCCUGCGGGACCGCUGCUCCUUCUUUCCCAAGCUCAUCCCACUGUUGCUGAGCAGCCUGGAGGACGACAUACCUGAAAUUGCGCUCACGGCCGCCAGCCUCUGGGAGAAGGUCGGCCUGCAGUGGCAGAGGGAGAACGAGGACGACCUCAAGGACAAGCUCGACUUCUCCACUCCCCCUCCAGCCCAUCACCCCUCACCAGAGACUCGCCCCGUGUUGGGCUGCCGGGAGCUCGUCUUCAGAAACCUCUCCAAGAUCCUUCCCGCCGUCUGUCACGACAUCACCGACUGGGUGCCGGGGACCAGGGUGAAGGCCGCGCAGCUGCUGGCAGUGUUGCUCUUGCAUGCGGAGGACCACAGCACGCAGCACCUGGACACCAUCCUCCGGGUGCUGCCCCGCGCCUGUGCUGACGACGACCCGGCCGUGGUCCGCAGCUGCACCAGAUCUGCAGAGCUGGUUGGGGUGUUCGUCAGCCCAGAAGUGUUUCUGAAGCUGAUCUUGUCCACGCUGAAGAAGUCACCCUCCGCCUCCGGCCUCCUGGUCCUCGCUUCUGUCAUCCGAGGCUGCCCUAGGGAGGCCCUCCAGCCGCACCUGAAGGUCAUCACCGCAGAGCUGGCCCGGCCCCACAUCUGUCAAGGGUCUGAAAACCGCCUUUACGGGGAGCACCUACUGCUCUGCGUGCGGACGUUGGUUUCUGUGUGCCGGGAAGACUGCAGAGGGUGCAGCUUACAGCUCAUGGAGGUGCUGGUGACCGUCAUGGCCCUCUCAGGUGCCACGGGCCUCAGCGACAAGGUUCAGGAGACCAUGGACGCACUGGCCGCGGUGCAGGAUGUGGACGGCAGCCAGGAUCUCUACCGAGAGCACGUGGGCCCCCUCAUGGAGUGGGUGGCAGCUUCGCACCACGACUGGACCAUCCACUCCGUGGAGCUCCUGCAGUUCAAUGUCGUGGUCACCCACGCAGGCCCGGCGCUGGGAGAAGUGCUGCCCCACCUCGUGCCCAUCCUCAGGAGCUGCCUCCAGCCGGCCAGAGACCCACAGAUGCGCCUAAGGCUCUUCUCCUCCCUGUCGCGGGUGCUGCUGAGCGCAAAGCAGACCGUCGACUCCCAGGGGCAGUUUCACCACUAUCUCAACACUGUGGCGAGAGACAUCUUGGUCCCCAACCUGCAGUGGCACGCGGGGAAGACCGCUGCAGCCAUCCGCACGGCAGCUGUGUCCUGCCUCUGGGCGCUCCUCAGCAGCGACGUCCUGUCGGAGAAGCAGAUCCGGGAAGUGCAGGAGACGCUGAUGCCGGACAUUCUAACCACCCUGGAGGAAGACUCUCAGAUGACUCGAUUAAUUUCGUGCCAAAUCAUUAGCAGAUUUCUGAAAACCUCCAGUGGUGUGGCUGAUCCAGAUAAGUUCAUCAAGAUUUACCCUGAGCUCCUGAAGCGUCUGGAUGACGUUUCCCACGAAGUGAGGCUAGCAGCCAGCUCUGCCUUGGUCGCGUGGCUGGCAUGUAUCCAGAACGACGACGGGAAGUCCUACUACCAAAGCAACAUUCAGUUCCUGUACAGAGAGCUCCUCGUGUACCUCGAUGACCCGGAGGGUGCGGUCCAGGACGCGGUGUUAGAGGUCCUCAAAGCAGGCAGCGUUCUGUUCCCUGAGCUCCUGGUGAGAGAGACCGAGGCAGUCAUCCACAAACACCGCUCUCCUGCCCACUGCCAACAGCUUCUGCAGCACCUGCAGGCCCUGCCGCCAGCCCAGUGAGCGCAGACGGCGGAGCCUGGAGCGAGACCCAGCUCCCAUCCUUUCCCGGGCUGGAGUGUGUGGCCUUCAGACCUCACAGCACGGCACCUUUUAGUCAACAGCCUGAGACCUUCACGAGCAAGACUUUGAUAGCAAGAAUGUAUUCCCUAAGAAAUGUGCCCGGGAUUCUCAGACGGAUCUCGAGCCCAGGAGUUUCUGAAAUAAUGUUCACUGUGUGGCUUCUAUACCUUUAGCUUUUAUUUAUACCAUGACAGAUCUCCCAAACAUCUAUAGGUAAUUGAAAUGAAAACUAAAUGGGAUCUGCUGACACUGGCAGCCAAAUCAGCCUGUUUGUUUGUUUCAAAGCUACAUGCACCUGCUGCGCCCUUGAGUUAGGAUUUAUGUUUGUGCAAAUGGCCACCCCACCAAGAUUAUUUUGUUAAGCAAAAGCUGUUAAAAAGAAGUUCAUUCUUUCCUUGGGUUGUGUCUACUGAAACUUAGUAUCACAGUGAACAGAAUAAAAGGAACUUGAAAUUUUUAUCAAUUAAAUUUUUGCUGUUUAAAAUACCCUGGAACUCAAAAUGUUAUAUGGAUACAUUCGGUUACAAUGUUUUUUUCUUAUCUCAUUAAUGCGAACAAUGUUAAAAUAGAAUAUUUAAUCAGAUAUAAUUUUGGUUGCUCUCUUAUAAGUAGGAGUAAAGUAAAAUUGGAUUUUAUUCUCUAGCACUUUCUACACCCAAGUGCCUAAAAAACUUCAUUUUAAAUGGGUAUUAUUUCCAUAAGCCAAAUAUUUAUGUUAAAACAGGGGGCGGGGAAUAUUGUAUUUUCUAACAACCAAAUAUUAACAUUUGUGCUUAAGUGUUUGAAAAUGUAAUUAAAAAUAUUUAUUAUAAUGUCUUGUACGCCUGUCUUAAUGUG
Molecule: messenger RNA, 3012 nt
Organism: Neomonachus schauinslandi (Hawaiian monk seal)
Lineage: Eukaryota; Metazoa; Chordata; Mammalia; Carnivora; Phocidae
Gene: DNAAF5
Product: dynein axonemal assembly factor 5
Exons: 13
Biological process (GO): inner dynein arm assembly; cilium movement; outer dynein arm assembly
Cellular component (GO): cytoplasm
Molecular function (GO): dynein intermediate chain binding
Source: RefSeq, a predicted model, not a curated record